UUUUUUUUUCUUUAUCUAUUUAUCUAUCUAUCUAUCUACAAAUAUACAUAUACACAUAUAUAAAAUAAUAAUGACAAUGAAAGGCUGUAUUCCAUGCAUAAAUGUUAAGCAUGCAACCCUUAUUAAUAAUUGUUAUCCACCAUUAAAAGAAAACAGUACAAUACCUCGUUCUUCUGACUUAAGUUAUCUUACUUUUUAUGCAAGUUCAAGACCUGCAAAAUUAACUAAAGUCGGCUCUUUUCUUCAAAAAAAAGUUGAAAAAAGUAUUCGAAAGGGAAGAAAAAGUCAAAAUCUUGUUACUUUACACAUAAUUAAAGCUCUAAUUCAAACUUGUCAUCGAGACUUGAACAUUUUCUCAAAAUACAUUGUCAAGAUUUUAAAUCAAUUACUUGAUACAAGAGAUUUAGAAAUUAUAGAUCUUAGUUGUGAAACUUUUAUUAUAUUUUGUAGUUAUCAUGAUGGUACAACGUUAAGUGUAGAUUCAGAGCUGACAACAGAUUACGAAAAUCUUUUAAGAAAGUUUGCAGUCUUUUGUAAUUAUAUGAAUGAAGAUUCUGCAUUAUCAUUAAAAAUGCGAUAUAUUGGGCAUCGAGCUAUUCAAGCAGCUGUAACAUCUAGCGCUUUAUUAGCUUCUAACUUUAAAAUACAAUUAGACAUUAUAUUUCCCUCGUUAAUUAUGACUCUUGCUUCUUCUCGAAUAUCACUCGAAAAAGUAGAAACAAGUGGUUCCAUCGAUAUAAGACAUUCAGCAAUAAACAACAAUAAAAUAAAUGAUCAAGUAAAUGAAUUAUUGGCUACACAUACAAUAACCCUUUUAUUCAGUAAGAUAACAGGGCCCUUGAUUCGAAUUUCAUUAACUCCUUUAUUUAAAUAUUUAAAUGAAAAUCAUAAAUGGUGGCCUCCUCAUUUAAUAGUUAAGAUUAUAAAAAUAUCUUUAAAUUCAGUACAGUCUCAAUAUCGAUAUUUAUUAGUGUCUGACUUGAUGACUCAAUUGGAAUUAACUGGAGAUAUGACUUUGAACGAUAAACAUGCUUCCUUAAUUUCAGUUCUAGAUAUGAUUUUGAAUGCAGAUGUUCCUCUUGUUGGCAUAUCUGUAUUGGAAAUCUUAAAUUCACUUUUCAACUUUCUCAUUAAAACUACUCAAAAUCAGUCAUUUAAUCCAUAUAAACAAGAUGAUGACGAUAAGACACAUGUCGGUUUAAUCCAGUAUAAAACUGUUUGUUCAAUUGCGGGUUUAGCAUCUCAGAUCUACUAUGAAAAUCAAUUAAACGAUAUUAUCGAUUAUUUAGUAUCCAAGUUAAGGCCUAAUACUUCGUUAGAAUAUGUGGAUGAUUUGUUACUUUAUGAUUAUCGAUUUAUUGUUUUCAGUUGUUUGGAACAAACUAUAGUCGUUCCAAAGCAUCCAGUAGCACUUGUUAUGAAUAAUGGUGAUGAUGAUAAUGAUAAUAAUGAACUAUCAAGAGCUUCAGUGAAUCCCAGUUCUGCAUUAGAAGCUUGGAACUCAUCUCUUGAUUUAUUACAUGACGAGAAUCCAAGAACUCGAAUGAUGUUUUGUAAAUGUUUAAACCAAUUUUUACAACACCUUCCUUCUAAAGCAAACCCAUCAGAUAAACAUAAGACACAUACAAUGAUUUUGAAACAGGAUGCUUUGUUUAUUGAUCGACUGUUGAAUGCAAUGUUAAACUGGGUCUUGAUUUCUGACUUUAAUACAACUGAUUUACGAUUCUUUUAUAUAACUUUAUGUAUACUUGUUCGUAAAUUUGACAUAGAUGCUAUGAUCUUGAUUGUCCCAUUCGUCUUUAAGGUACAGCAAUUAAUCCAGGAAAAUCAAAUCACAUUCACAGUAAGGCAAUACGCUAUUGAAUCGAGUUUAAUAGCAUGGUUUAUCAUGAUUGCUCAUUUUUAUCAUGUUGAAUCAUUGUUGGAUUACAUGAAUAGACUUCAAGAAAAACGUAAUUUCGAUGCAAACGAAGACUUAAUAUUAACAGAAACUAUAAAUGAAGCAGAGUUGGCUAAAAAUGAGCUUGAAUUAUUUUCAAUUCAUGUCGAGUCCAAGUCAAAUAAUGUAUGGAUAGAUCGCAAUAAAGUUGUAGAAUUGCUUUCCAAAGAAGAAACCUUGCGUGAUGAAACAGAUAGAGAUGAAUCAGAGAUAGAAGCCAAAUUAUUGACUGAAUGGGGUGCACAUCAUAUUAUUAGAAAUAAUCAAAGUGUACGAUCAAGGUUAUUAUAUGAAACGAAUGAGUCUAAACCAAAGCUGUCAAGUCCAUGGGAACAUACUAAUGAUGAGCUUCAUUCACUUAAUUUAGAGGAUAAAAAACAUAAUAUACGUGUCGCUAAUUUGAAAGAAGCCCUUACUGCAGGACAGUCGGUUAUAACAGAUGAUGUAGAUACUGAUUCUUCGACUCAAAGUAAUUCAUUCUCAUUACACCAAUCACCUAUUACGACAAAGUCAAAGACAGAAGUGAAUGCUUUAUUAACAGAAUUGAAUCUAUUUCAUAUUGAGGCACCGAGUAAUAUAUCUCUAGUUAAUCCUCCAUAUAAAUCUACUUGAAGAAUGAUGACUCUGUAUAUAACUUCCCUUACUACUACCUAUUUAAUAUAAAUUCUUUAAACGUAAGUAUCAGAUUUAGGUCUAUUUUAAUGAAAAGGGAAGUGAAUUCUCCUAACUCCCCCUCUAAGUCAUUGUAAAUAUCUUUUUUUAAACUUAACAAUAUAUGCAUUCUUAAUUAAUAUAUAUACUCUUUCCGACUUGUGAGUAUGAAUAUAUUCUAUACAUGCAUGCUAUUAUACCGUCCCAUUUGUUCUUUAUUAAAAGAGAAAGAGAGAUUGUAUCUAUACUAGCAAGAUAUAAAAGAGGAAGGAGCUAUUCGAGAAUAUUAGUAGUUUAAAAUCCCGAUGAAGUGGUCGUUUAUUAUAUCCUAUUUCCCAAAACAGUCCAUCUCUCUCUCUCUCAUUUUGUUUAAAUUUUACUAAAGAUACAAUAACAUAAGGAUGUAUUGAUUUAUAACAAAGAAUAAAGUACACAAUAGGAA
Molecule: messenger RNA, 3032 nt
Organism: Cokeromyces recurvatus
Lineage: Eukaryota; Fungi; Mucoromycota; Mucoromycetes; Mucorales; Mucoraceae
Exons: 8
Coding region: 71-2551 (826 amino acids)
Biological process (GO): protein localization to plasma membrane
Source: RefSeq, a predicted model, not a curated record